GUGGCUUGCUAGCUUAACACAUUCAUGAUAACAUUAGUUACUCAAGCCUUUUACCUUUUAUUUACAGUUACACUGUCAUGCCUGUCUUUUAUAGGAUUGCCUAGGCAACCUUCAUAUACUACUGGAUUUGGGACUGCUUUAAAUAUAGAGACACUUGUUGCUGCCGCGGAACAAAGAGAUACACCAAUUGAGACACCUCCACCUGAAGUUCAGGACAAGAUUCUUUUUAUGAUCAACAAUAUAUCCAUCUCAAAUAUGGAAGCUAAGGCAAAGGAAUUUAAUGAGGUCAUACAGGAACAGUAUUAUACUUGGUUUGCACAAUACAUGGUCAUGAAAAGGGCAAGCAUUGAACCAAAUUUCCAUGAUCUGUAUCUGAAGUUCUUUGAUAAAGUAAACUCAAAAUCCAUGAACAAGGAAAUACUGAAAGCCACAUAUGAGAACUGCAAGGUCUUGUUAAGAUCAGACCUUAUCAAAUCUAGUUCCGAGGAGCGCUCCUUGCUAAAAAACCUAGGCAGUUGGUUGGGAAAGUUCACCAUUGGUAGGAAUCAGGCACUAAGGGCUAAGGAGAUUGAUCCAAAAUCUCUUAUCGUGGAGGCAUAUGAGAAAGGAUUGAUGAUUGCGGUCAUACCAUUCACUUCAAAGAUCCUUGAACCUUGCCAGUCAAGUAUCGCAUAUCGAUCUCCAAAUCCCUGGACCAUGGGAAUUCUAAGUCUACUUGCUGAAAUUUAUAAUCUUCCAAACCUCAAGAUGAAUCUGAAAUUUGAUAUUGAGGUGCUAUUUAAGAACCUUACUGUUGACAUAAAGGAUGUGAAACCAACCUCCCUGCUCAAAGAUCGUCUGUGCGAAGUCGAGGGAAAUCCAGAUUUUUCAAAUAAAGAUGUUACUGCAUCUCAAACCCCUGUGGUUGCAGAAGUCCCUUCAGGGACCAUCCCUUCACUAACUCAUAUGGAACAACAACCUGAGAUCAAUAUCACAUCCCGAGCUAUGAGCCUUCCAAAUAUACUUAAUCAGUAUGCUGCUCCUGUCCGUCUACCUACAAACAGCACGGUAGAAGAUGACAAAGUUGCUCUAAUGAUGCCUGAGCAAGUGCCCUCGUUGACCCAGGUUUCGCCAGCACAAACACAAUCAACAUCACCAUCUCCAUUUUCUGUUAACCAGCUUAUGGCAGCUAUUCCACGUGAAGAGAUACGUUUCAAAAUAAAUCCAAAGCUCGGCUCCCUUGGUCCACAACUGCAAUAUAGCAAAAUUAUGGAUUUGGCUUUGGAUAAGGCUAACAGGGAGAUAAUACUCCCUGUUAUUCAAAGAAGUGUGACUGGCGGGAGGAACACCGGGCGUGUAGGAGUCAUCAAGAACAGGGAGAAGCACAAGGGCAGCUUUGAGACCAUCCAUGUGCUGCUUGGACCUUUUUGCUAUGUCUAGUUUUCUCCUAUUUGUUGUAUAGGAAAACAUAGAAUAUAAUUCAAAUUUGGUGGUCGCAAAAGUGUGGAGACUUUAAUUCAUAUAAAGUUAGGCUUAACAUUAAUGCAAACAGUUGUAUUUUAGUUUAGAUUUAGAGUACACUUAUGUAUGCGUUGUUUGACAAUGCU
Molecule: messenger RNA, 1586 nt
Organism: Zea mays
Lineage: Eukaryota; Viridiplantae; Streptophyta; Magnoliopsida; Poales; Poaceae
Product: CCR4-NOT transcription complex subunit 1
Exons: 10
Coding region: 25-1419 (464 amino acids)
Biological process (GO): nuclear-transcribed mRNA catabolic process, deadenylation-dependent decay; negative regulation of translation
Cellular component (GO): CCR4-NOT core complex; P-body
Molecular function (GO): molecular adaptor activity
Source: RefSeq, a predicted model, not a curated record